CCUUCCCCGCCAGCAGGAGCCCGCCCGCCCGCCUCCGCUUCCGUCCUGGGCGCGGCUCUGGCGGCGCGAGUGAAGCACGCUGCAGGCGGCGGCUACAGGAGCAGCGGCGGGCCGGCGAUCUCUCACCACCCAUCGCCAGGUUGCUUCAUUUUAUUUCCUCUCGUAUUUAUGUACCACAUCGAUAAAGAUGCCUGAAGAAAAUCAAACUCGGUGGAGAUACAAGGAACUGCAGAUGCUGGAAUCUUGAACAAGACGCAAAGAGCUGGAGGAACUCAAAACGGGUCAGGCAGCAUCUGUAGAGGGAAUCAUAGGCGACGUUUCGGAUUGGAACCCUUCUUCAGAUUCGAUCCUGAACCUGCCUAGUGUUUCCAUCAAUACCUGCUUUAGCAUCGAAGAGGAGCAAGUAACUAAUUGUUCGGGCAUUGUUUGAGUCGAUUAACUAUGGAUCUGCUAAGGAAAGAAAUAUCUGAACUGUGCCUUGCUCAUCCUGAAGGUUUUCCACUGAGCCAGCUCUCCAGUCUUUACCUGCAGAUGUAUGAGAGACCAUUGCAACUGUCGGAUUAUGGGCUGCAGUCUGUAUUAAGCAUGCUGGGAUACAUGGAGAGCGUGAUCAGCCAGCAUUUUGAUGGGCAAAACUUAAUAAUUAAACCGGCAGCUAAGAAAGGAUCAAUAAAGUACGGUUGUCCCCCAAUCAGCAUGUCAGAAACUGUGUCUCUGGCAAACCAGCCUCGAAUCCAAAAGCCGGCACCAAAACUUCAACCGGGUAAUAAGUUAUCAGAGAUUCGCAAAGAAGUCCUGGACUUGCUUAAAGUUCAGGUGCAAGGUAUUCCAGCGCGGAGAUUAGCUUUGGUGUACAAGAGAUUUUAUAAACGACCCAUCCAACUGGACACGUGUGGAUUGAAAUCUGUUCACGAGUUGCUUCACAUUAUGAGGAAAGAGGUGUAUGUUCAACCAACGGGAAAUAAGUGCCGUGUUUUCAAGAAUAAACAGCUAGCAGUUAAAUUGAUGGAGGAACUGCGAAGCCAGUUAUUGGAACUCUUUGUGACUGAGCCUGAUGGCAUUCGUGAAGCCACUUUACCUGAAUGCUACCGCAAGAAAUACAAGCGGAAACUAAAAGCGGGGACUUACGGAUACACUAACCUAAAGGAACUACUGAAGUCCAUGGAUGAUGUGCUUGAAGUGGUCCAAGUGCCAGGAUUAGGCAACGUGUACAGAUUAAAGUCCACUCAAGCCUGUGCGGUGUCGAAAGGUGAAGAGGACAAAAUUAAAGUAAGGUUGGCAGCAACUACACUGCCUGCUGGUGUGAAGAGCGCGGAGACUGUGUUCAAAAACUUCUCUGGUCCUCAGAUGUUUCCUCCACCAUCACAGCCGCAAGCUCCAGCUGCCAUGCUUGGAUUGCCGACUUUUCCAACCAGUAACCAGUACCCGGUUUGUACACCAGCAGGCCAACUCACAUUUGUUUCCUCAAAAUACCAAGCAGCAUUGCCAUCUCAGACAGCAAUGCCGUUGCAGAGCUGCUCUGAACGAGGUGCAAGACCAAAAAAUGGGAAGGAGGAGGAGACAGCAAUGAAAAACCCUUUAUCCACAUCCAAUUUUGUCCACACUGCCCCAAGCGGUAAAGCAAACCCUGAAGGGCAGCCAGUUGCUUCAUUCACAUUUGCUCAAAAUGGUGGUGGUUCAGUCUGGGUAGGGCAGCGUUCAGCCUCCCCGGCACGGUCAUUGGUGUCACAAGAUGACUUUCCUACAUUGAGCAAAAAUGUGCCAAAAGAGAAACUGAGACAGCUAAAGGAGGAGGAGCUGGCGAAGAAAAGGUCGAUACAUCGAUAUCCCCAAAAUUACUAUGCGCAAGUGAGGGAGGAGCAUAAUUCUGUCAUGCAGGAACGUGAAACAUUGGCCUCUGACAAUCUUGUACAACGUCGAAACAUGCAAGUCAAUUUGGAAGAUGUGAACAAACGAGUUGAAGAGUUUAUUCGUGCUUUAGCUGCUGAGAGGGAAUAUGUAACGGAAGAGAAGGUUGUGAAUAGAGUUUGCAAAUACUUCAGGGUAUCGCACUUGAAAGACCUUGGCAUCUGGCAUCCGAUUAAACUGCCGGCCAUUCGAGAGCUUCGACAAACACAACGUGAGAUCGUCACUUUUAUUGAGGCCUUUGAGGGCAUCAGAUGCAUCUGCACUCUCUACGAAUUGAGCCAGUGCCUGGCAGCACUGAAGAACAAGAAAAACUUUGAGGAACUGAACCUUGGGCCUUUAUGCAAGCACCCUCAUGUGCACAGGAUUUUCAAAGUGCCUCCGUCGAUGAAGGAUGAAGAUAUAUUUGAAAUUGAGACUGUGGAUAUUUUACAGAGCCUCAAUACGUAUAGAAGAUCCAAGAGAGGAUGUAAAAUAGAUUUGGCCGAAUUUAUCAAAUACUUAGCUGAUGGUUAUCACUGCGAUUCACCGUACGAUCUUGGAAUCAGAAUUACCAGCAUCGGUCUCUCAAUAUCAACAUUGUCAAAAUCAGCGGGCAGUGAACGUGGCGCAAUGGAAAAUGCAAGGACUCGCAUUGAGAGCGAGAUAGAGGAGGAAGUUCGAAGCCGGAUGCACAAGGUUAAGAAGAAUCUCCUCGACCCCGCCAGUGGGCCACAGCUGUACUCCACUUCAGGGUGCCUGGACCUCCGUAAGCAGUACGCCUCAAACACAGCGGCCGAGGCCGUUCUCCAGGUCUUCAGUAAUGCUUCUGAGGUUUUCGGCGGAAGAAUGACCAAGUCUAUUCAGGAGUUCCUGGUGAAGGUGGGAGAUAAUCGUUUGGCCCGAUCACUCUUUCAACUCGCCAUUUGCUGUGGUUCAUUGGACAUUCCUCAGGACUUGGUGGCCAAAGAGAAAGUGAGUAAAGCAGCUGUCAACGGAGCGGGAGACAGGGAAGCUCCACCCCCCAGUGAAGGAUCUGUACGAAAAUAUUUGCAGACCAAUCUCUCUUCUGUUACUGGAUAUUUGAGUCUGGUCUAUUUAUCUCGGCUGGAGAAAAAGUUGGUUGAGCAUUUCAAGUUGAAGGGCUUUGUUGCCAUAGGACAUGGCACUUUCCUCGAGUAUCUGGUGAAACAUUCACAGCUACUGGAAGAAGCUGCCGGCGGCAGUGUGUUUUUACAGCCACAAGAGGCCAGAAAUUGUGGAUUUCGACCAAGCCAUCAGGACGUGUACGAGUUCAUCAGGCAAUGUGGAACCCUUGAAGAGUCCAUGUUUCCAGCAAUUGAAGCUGCUCUCAGAAGCCAGUAUAAGGUGAAGGACAGCAAGGAACUCGGGCAUGGGGCAUUGCCCAACAUGAUCAAAAUGGUGCAAUGUCGAGCCAAACUGAACACUGACCACAAUAGCAGCCAAAGCUUAGUGCUGUACGAAGCCACUUUCUUUGUUCAAGAACCCAGUUACUGCAUCACUGAAACAAAUAAUUGCGUGGGGUUGCUUGGGGAGCUGAGUAAGGAGCAGGCCUUGACUUGUCUGUUGAAUGCCCCCCUGCUGGAGAAUCUGUCCCAAUGGUCAGAGUGGGAGCUGGUAUUUGAGCCCCAGCAUGGUUCACUGAAGGACUUCAUCGAAAGACACUGUGGAGAGAAAGCAACUCAGCUCAGUGUGGAAGGUUUGCCUGUGCUGAACGACCUGAUUGCCAUAGAAAUCAAGCCAGGGGUCCUGCUGAGACUCACCACGGAUACAAGCCCUGAGCUCUUUGCUCAAGCUGUGAAGUCCCAUGACCCCAUCGGGACAGCGGGACAUUUGGUUUCCAUUGUUACCGCCGAUGGACUAAGAAAUGCCCCCUUGGCCUUGCUCGCUAAUCAUGUGGAAUCUGCUCUGGCAACUUUGGGAAGCUCAGAAGGAAGCUACUUGGGGGCUGAGAGGCUAUCAUCAGACCAAUCGGCCAAAUUUAUUAUCGAUUGUCUUGUCAGGAUUCCAAUAAGACUGUGUAAAUCACUUUUGCAGAAGGUUUUCCUGGAACCGUUUUCCAGAAUAGUUGGGCAAUGUGAAUCUAAAGAGCUUCUACUCCAAACCGCAAAAUGUUCUCUCUGGAAUCUGAACCGACUGCAUGAACUGGGAAUUCUCCUUGGGAUCACGGAAUGGAGGAGAGACUAUCAAUCCAAGUUGGAUCCCACAAAGCUCAGGCCCAUUGCUUCAAAAACCGUUAGGACUGUAGAUUCCGCUUCGCUAAGUAGCAGGUCUUCAUGUGUGGGUCUGAGUGAUGAUGAGGAUGUGAAUAUACCUGUGUCUGAAUCGGAGAUUGAUGCUGAAAGCAAUUGUGCCAGUUCAGUUGCGGAUGAUGAUGAUGAUGAUAAGUUUGUGCUUGCUGACGAACCAGAUGACUUGCCGACAACUGAUGAGAAACCAUCUGAGCUGACGGAUGAUGCUACUGCUCAGAAUGGUGUUCCAUCUGAUGCUGAUGAUCGCUCUAGUGGCGAGGAAUGCUCAGUUGAGGCCAUUAAUGAGGAACACAGCCAGUACAAGUCGAUCAUUGAUGAUAUCAGGAAAAAUGAAUUUGGUAUCGGGAUUGAACUGAAUGAGGAGGGGAAGAGGCUAAUGCAAAUACAUCAGAACCGAUUAGGCCGAAGCCUGACGCGCUUAUCUACUGAGCUGUACAGUAAAGACACUCACUUUGUCCUGGAACUGAUACAGAAUGCUGAUGAUAACAAAUACCCAACAUUUGAUGGUGAAGCAGCUCCCAGCCUGCUGUUCGUGGUGGAACGAGACUGCAUCAUUCUCCUCAAUAAUGAAUGCGGUUUUGAGGAGAAGAACAUCCGAGCCAUCUGUGAUGUCGGCUGCAGCACCAAGGGGAAGCAUAAGUACGGCUACAUAGGUCAGAAAGGCAUUGGAUUUAAGUCGGUUUUCAAAGUUACCGACAGGCCAGAAAUCCACUCUAAUGGUUUCCACAUCUGUUUCGACAAGCUGAGUGGCCCAAUGGGAUACAUCCUUCCUCACUGGGCCGAGGAUCAACGGCCUGUGGAGUUAACGGGGUCAGAGGCAGAGAAAGCAAGGUGGACAACAAAGAUCGUUCUUCCACUCAAGCCACAGAACCAGCAAAUGCAAAAUUUAUUCCACGACAUCGACCCUUCGCUGCUCUUGUUCCUGCACAGACUCCGUUCCAUUACAAUCAUUAACAAGGUAAAGGGUCAGGAUUUUCUGGUGACGCGGAAGGACCUUGCUAACAACAUCUUGGAGGUGAAACACAGGACAGGAGCUGAUCACUGGCUGGUGGUCAAGAGCAUUCUUGAUGCAAGAAAGAUUAAAGACAAUGUGGAAUGCACUGAGCUGGCUCUUGCCUUUAAACUUGUCACUGAGAAGAGGAGCCAGAGACCAAGGAGCCAACCUGAGAAACAGCCCGUCUUUGCCUUCUUGCCCUUGAGGAGCUUUGGGUUCCGCUUCAUCAUACAAGGUGAUUUUGAUAUCCCGUCCUCCCGUGAAGAUAUUGACCGGGACAGUCCAUGGAACCAGUGGCUUCGCUCCGAAAUCCCACUGUUGUUUUUGAAAGCCAUGGAAACAUUCAAUAACCAUCCCAGCUUUGAUGGCCUGGAGGGCCUCUGCCAUUUCCUGCCAUUCAUUCCACUACCAGACGAGAUCUUGGAUUUCUUCCGACCUGUUGCCGGGCAAAUUAUUCAGAUCCUUAAAGCAAAAUCCUGUUUGCCAAUAGCAGAAGACGAAGCCGGCAGGAUUGAAUACAGAUUGCCCUCGCAGAUUGCCAUCACACACGACAUCUUGCUACAAGAGGUGAUCACCGCAGAACUUCUGGAGAAACACCUGAGCUUGGCUUACCUAAACCCAGUGCUUCAGUCUUCUCUCAGUCCGGCCCUGGUCUCUGCACUUGGUAUACACAGGCUCAGCAGCACCGACAUCAUUGCCGUCACCAAAGCCAUUGCCAAGGAGCUUGCAGAGACCAACCCUCCAUUCAAUGAUGGUAUGAUGAAGAAAAUUGCAAAGUUACUGGUGUGCAACUAUCGUAGCCUUGAACAAGAGUACGGGAACUUGGACCAAUUCAUUGAGGAUCUGAAAUCCGUGCCAAUCAUUCCUCUUGCCGAUGGAAGCAUGGCAGCAUGGAAAGAUCAGGCCAUAUUCUUCCCCCUUUAUGAUAAAGAGAACGAACAGUUUACAAAGCCGACUCCAGGCUUGCAAGACCUCUAUCUGGAUCUAAAGACCAUCCACCCUGACGUGCUUUCAUGCCUUGACAACCUGGGCAACUCACAAGUCCGCAAGCUGCUGGAGAAGAUGGAUGUUCAUUAUCUUCAACCAGACACAGUCAUGCAUGAACACAUACUACCCAUUUUAAAGGACCAGAAAUGGAAGAACAAGCUUCCGGGGGUGGUGAUCAGCUACGGUGUCUUCCUCAAGAUGCACUGGCAGGAAAAUGAGCUGCAGCAGUUCCGACCACACAUCCCCAUCCUCACCAGCAAAGGCUUCGUCUGUCCCUUCUAUGUCAACGUCAACUUUUCACCCGAUUACAAGAACGUCGUUGACUUGCCCGCGGAUCUUCCAGGUGUGGACUGGGUGCUGGUGGACUCUUGUUACCUGAAGACAGACCAGGACUCUGACGCUUGGAGAACGUUCCUCAUUUCACUCGGCGUGCAGGACUCAUUUAUUUUUCAAAAGAGAAAAAUGACCUUCACAAAACAAGAGCUGGCAUCCAGCCCCUGGGCACCUAUAUAUGAAUGUUGGCCCGACACGGCAGAUAAUGUGUACAUCGUGGAAGAUUAUGUCUGCGAGGAGCUUCAUGGGCUCCUAACCACACAGGAUUUGUCCGAAAAGUUAAAACAAACGCAGAGAAUGAACCUACUCAAACUUCUUGACAAAAACUGGGACUCUGGAUCGAGAUUGUCUCAGUUCUGCUCGGCUAGAGUCUUCGAUAGCCAGGAGAAAGUGCUGAGGAACGAUGUCGAUUCUUCCUUUGCAAUUUACCUGAAAACCUUGCCGUGGUUACCCACUGACAGUCCAGCCCCGGAUGGUCCCGGGUUCCACUCUGCCUACCUGCGCCCUAUCGAGGCGUACCUGAGAUCCAAUGAUUUAGUGGAGCUCUUGGCCGACAAUGUUAGCUACGUGUCUUGUGAGCUUCUCGAGAAGAGCACUUUUGCUGCUUUCGCCGGGAUCAAGAGCUCGUUAACUGUGGAAAUGAUGAUCAACCAUUUUAAGUCGUGGUGUGUGAAAACUCCGAGUGAACCCGGGGAUGUGCAGGGAGCAGAGUUUCGAGCCAAGGUUGAUCAUAUUUACAAGGUCUACGCCUACUUCGAAAGGAACUGCAAUCGCAAUCAGCUGAAAGACCUGUUUGAACAAUACCCAGCCGUGUUCAUGCCCAGCAGUGACUUGAAUUGUCCUGGAAAAUUUUUCCAUCAGAAAGAAGUGUGUUGGAAUGAUCCCACUAAAAUUUUCCACCGGUAUAAAUCGCAAAUCCAAGAAGCAAAGGAUUCAUUGCAGGAACCGCAUCUGCUCGCCCCCUUCUAUGGACACAAGGAGGACAUGAAGAAUCUGUUUCUAAAGAGUCUGAAUGUAGAACUAAUCCCAUCUAUGAAGCACUAUGUAGACCUGCUGGUGUUGAUCUGUGGUUCGGUGUCUUUACCCAACACUUCUGUCCUGCAAGAUGUCUCUGUCAUUUAUGCAAUUCUAGCGGAGAAAUGCAAGAAAUACAAUGAAUAUGGUGAUUCAUGGGAACUCAUCAAGGGCCACUGCCAGACACUGAAAGGAAUGAUAAAAGAUGAGAAGAUAUUUCCUGCCAAGGAUAAUCGCUGGGUGUCCCUGGCCAACCACCCCAUCCUACCCGACGAUAAGCACCUGGAGCGGAUGUUUAAAGCCCAGUCUCUGUGUUUUCUGACUCGUCCUGCUGCCGAGAAGUAUCGUUCACAGGCCCGGAACAGUAGCAAGCAAGAGAAUCGAUUUAACGAGGAAGAUCGCAACUUAUUUUUUGAUAUCUGUGGCGUGGUGCAGCUUUCCAGCUGUGUCACUGUGGAAGCUCAGACUGAAGACUUCAGACUCUGCCCUCGUGUCCAAAACUUUGUCCAUUCUAUAAUCCCCUUCAUCCAGAGGUUGUUUUAUCACCACAGCGACUUCAGUGACGUCUACAAAGAGCUGCAGGAUAGUAACAUUGCCGCAUCUCUCAAAUCCAUGGCCUUCUACCAGGUUGGUAAGCUGUAUCUCUACUAUCAGCUGACUUUGCCGGACAAACCACCUGUGUUUGAGCAAGAGAACAUAGAUUGUCACUUGAAGAAUAAGAAGACUUUCUACAUUCAGAAGGAUCACGUCACAUCAUUUAUUGACAUCUGCAGAGAGCUCGUGAAAUUGUUUGAUCUUAACAAGGAACUUGAAAAAGAACUCGAACACUUCUUACAGAGACUCGUCUCCUGCUUGGAGGAUGAAAAUACACUGCAAAGAUUUUUUAAAAAGGAGGACGUUGGUGAAUUGCCAGAAGGUGAAGAGGCAUGGGAGGUUUCAGCGGCCCCUGAGAUAAACAUGGAGCCACGGUUCACAGCAGGUAAAGCAACCGUUCCAGUGCAAGGCCAGAGCGUGAGUGGUGCAGAGGCCCAGAAGAAGAAGGAUGACAGCACAGAUGAAGAACGGACUUUGGGCAGUUGGCCACCAAGAUCAUCCCUCUACGCCUAUCCUGACGCCACGCCCAACAAAGCAGCCGAAACCGUCAUGAAAAUGUGGCCUCCUCCUGCUCCUCCUUCAGACUCUGGCAACGAUGUGCCUUCUGGUAGGCACCAGCUCUCUCCUCUUCCACAGACUGCAGGUGGCCAAGGUAACUUCAUGACCACUGCAGGUCCAAAGCCCAAUGUAGACCAAGCCCAGCACCUGGAGCAUCACAACAACCUGGACCACUCUUCAAACACAGUUCAUGUUGAACGAUCAGCAAACUCGGACCAAAUGAUGGAUUCUGUUCAGACCAAACCCUCUUGCCUGCCCACCACUGAGAACAAUACACUAGACGGCUCAUCAGCUGUUGCCAAGAAUCAUUCAAGCCAUGAAUCAUCGCAGUCGGGACUGGGAAGCAGCAGGAGCCACUUCAAUGGAGCCAACACGUCCCGCCCAGCCCUUCCCCUCGACGUCCCGGUCUGGACCAAGGAGCAGCCGCACGAGGAGGCGCUGGAGGAGCUGAUCAUCCACAGCGCGGUGGGGAAGCCCCAGACGGUGAUCUUCACCGAGGACAAGAUGGAGAACGCGGCCAUCGGGGAGUGGGGCGAGCGCUUUGUGCACGCCUUCCUCAUGCACUGGCAGGGGAGCGAGAGCGAGCUGAGGCCGAGCGCAGUCAGCUGGGUGAACGAGAAGGGCGAGAGCGGGCUGCCCUACGACUUCAAGGUGGUGUUCACCUCGCUGAGCCAGCAACAAGUGGACACCUUCAUCGAAGUUAAAUCCACGGUCAAAGCCGAGAAGAACUAUGUGCAGCUCUCAGCCCAAGAGAUGGACCUGGCAUUGAGAGCCAAAGAUCGCUACCACCUGUAUCGCGUGUACAAGGCGGGCGAUUCGCAGAACGUCAAGCUGUGUCGCAUCAAAAACCUGGCACAGUGCCUGCAUGCAAAGCAGCUGGAAUUAUUCUUGUAUGUAUAAGUCCCACACUGAUUUUAGGUAAGUCAUUCCGCUUAAAAGCUUUUUAAUUGGUUUUAUGUUUUGUAGGUCGACAAUGUAGUGGGCAGAAAUAUCUUGUUUUUAAAGAGUCUUUGACGGAUCACGUUGGUAGAAUGAUGUUUUAACCUGUAUUUCCACACAAAAAAAAAGUCAUGUAUUUGUCGAAUUACUGUGCGAUUUUACUUUUUUAAAAACCUUUUUUAUCAUUGUGCAAAAUCUGUGGUGUUGUGAUAGAAUGACAAUAAUAAUUGCAAUAAAUUAUCUUUACAAAUUUA
Molecule: messenger RNA, 9830 nt
Organism: Amblyraja radiata (thorny skate)
Lineage: Eukaryota; Metazoa; Chordata; Chondrichthyes; Rajiformes; Rajidae
Product: protein NO VEIN
Exons: 50
Coding region: 442-9537 (3031 amino acids)
Source: RefSeq, a predicted model, not a curated record